GGCAGCACCACCUGUUGACAGUCGGUUCGCUGCGUGUGUAGAUACAGCUCGGGGCAUACUUUGUGGCGCGAAUCGAGAGGCACUUUCCUGCCAUAUGGCAGUCUAAAUUGGCGCUAUCCGUGUGUUCAAUUAGCCAAAAGUGAGCUUGCCAUGUCGGAGAAGUCACCACGUGGUCAGACCCACGCUCGGUCAGAGUCCCAAUGCCAGAAACCAUCGCAGGCCCAGUCCCAGCCCCAGGCACAAAUACAGGCAGCUGCCCAGCUAAAUGCCGCGGGCAGACGGAGCUCCACGCCCCAGGCUAAUGGCUCCUCCAAUCGCUGCCUGAUUGCCGUGAUUGUCUACCUGGCCCUGCUGCUAGAUAACAUGCUGCUAACCGUAAUUGUGCCCAUUCUGCCGGAUUACUUGGCCGGCCUGGAGUCGGAUUCCUCUUCACCGAUCGUGCUUAGUGUGGAGGACACAUCCCCGUCCUCGAAGCUCGUGUAUAGGGGCUCAGAGUCCCCGCCAGGUGGUCAUCCUCAGCUGUAUAUUGCCAAGCAUCCUAUACCCGGCAAAUCGAUGGUCAAUUUUACCCUGUUCCAGCUGUCCACAGAGGCGGCCACUUCUACCACGACUCUGCCUCCUUUCAUGCACAAUUCCACCUCAAAACCCACAUCCGCAAUUUCGCUUUUGAAGCCUUCAGACGGCCAGUCGGCUGGCACUAAUUCGUCCAGGAGCAGAAGCCGCAAGGUGGCGGCCCCGCCCGACAACAAGGAACUGACCUUGACGCAGGAGAACGGCUCCAUUGGCCUGCUGCUGGCCAUGAAGGCCCUCGUCCAAUUAAUCUUCAAUCCGAUUGUAGGCAACGCGUCCAGCAAGUUUGGCUACCGCCUACCGAUUGUGGUCGGCACCUUCUUUCUGCUCCUCUCCUCCCUGGUGUUUGCCAUUGGCGAAACCUACUGGGCACUCCUGGUGGCCCGAGCGAUUCAGGGCGUGGGCUCGGCUUGCAUCAACAUCUGCGGCAUGAGCUUGGUGGCCCAGCACUAUCCGGAGGAGGCGAGGCGCUCCAAGGUGAUGGGCAUCAUCCUGGGUAGUAUAGCACUGGGCGUGCUGCUCGGCUAUCCCUUCGGUGGAAUCCUGUACGAUCUGAUGGGCAAGUCAGCGCCCUUUAUCAUCCUCUCCACGCUGAUGUUCCUGAGUCUGGGUCUUCAGUUGCUGACCAUGGAUCUGUCCGUUCAGCCAGAGGUGGUGGUGGAGGAAACUCCAAAGUGGCGACCCCUCCUCGAGUGCAAAAUGAUCCUGGCCAUUGUGCUGGCCAUAUGGUUUUCCACCUCCACGAUGGCCAUGCUGGAGCCAUGCCUGCCCAUCUGGUUGAUCCAGUAUCUGAAGCCCAACAAGUGGCAGCUGGGCACCGUCUUCAUACCAGAUUCGGUGGGCUACUUUGUGGGCACCAAUUUCUUUGGCAGCAUCGCCUAUAAAUACGGGCAGGUGAAGGUGUCCUGCAUUAGUCUGCUGCUGGUGGGAGUAGCCUCCAUUCUGAUCCCCAGUGCGACAACUGUUGCCCAACUUUUACUCCCCCAUUUCGCCUUGGGUCUAGGCAUAGGAGUUAUCGAUGCAGCUCUUGUCCCCCUGCUGGCCACCUUUGUGGAUGCCACGCUUUCCCAGGAGGAGCACAGCGAGGGCAGCAGCUCCAUGUCCAGCUACGGCACUGUCUACGCCAUCCAACAGACCUCCGUUAGUUUAGCCUAUUGUCUGGCUCCCCUGAUCGGAGGUGAGUUGGCCCAGACCUUUGGUUUCGCCUGGCUGAUGCGGAUCGUGGGCAUUUUCAACAUGAUCUAUGGCCCCAUUCUGGUGUAUUUGUACCAGAAAUACGAUCCCAAGGCCCUGAGGGAGCAACACAAUGACAUGUUGCUCCAAAGCAGCGGAGGUGGAUCUCGAUACAAGCAGCUGUACAACUCAAUGGAUGUGGAAUAAGCUCCUCUGUCCAGAUCUUCACAAAAUCUCAAGCAAUGUGCAGAGAGUUACUUCUUGAGUGUCCAAUUUUGGGCGUUCCUAGGGCUCACUUUAAGCAAUAUAUUUCGAGCUGAUUUCUAGAAACCCAUUAAAAAGGAUAAUCACACAAUACUUUUCCAUUACAAAAUCGAAUCUCCUUGAA
Molecule: messenger RNA, 2131 nt
Organism: Drosophila kikkawai
Lineage: Eukaryota; Metazoa; Arthropoda; Insecta; Diptera; Drosophilidae
Gene: prt
Product: putative mushroom body vesicular transporter portabella
Biological process (GO): aminergic neurotransmitter loading into synaptic vesicle; transmembrane transport
Cellular component (GO): synaptic vesicle membrane; terminal bouton
Molecular function (GO): serotonin:sodium:chloride symporter activity
Source: RefSeq, a predicted model, not a curated record